This is a messenger RNA of Diaporthe amygdali, 1179 nucleotides long. RefSeq lists its product as uncharacterized. The record is from RefSeq and is a predicted model, not a curated record. The transcript is spliced from 6 exons. NCBI's taxonomy places the organism in Eukaryota, Fungi, Ascomycota, Sordariomycetes, Diaporthales, Diaporthaceae. Bases 1 to 1179 code for a protein of 392 amino acids.
AUGACAGCUCUCACGGAGAAUCCCACAUACAUUGAGGAAUUCGAGGAAAAGGCCCAGGGCUAUUACCGGCAGAUUCCUCGCACCCAAGAGCUAGGAGAGCCGCCGGCUCGGAUCAUACAAUGGCGUAAGGUUCGGGAGCUGGAUCAUCACACUGGCUAUGACUUGGCAAUUAUCACACUACCCAGGGCCUCUCCCCGACAUUUCACCGACUUUGGCCACCUGUACGAUCUGUAUAGCCUUCCGAGCCAAUUCGUUGGCGCAACCCUUCGUUCGACAACCCACUCAUUCGGAACGAGCGGCUCAGAGAACGAAAAACGUGUUACGGCAGUCGUGUUCGAACCACCUUAUACUUAUUGGGACUUGGUGCACCGGCUAUUCGAAUCCGAUGACUGGCAGGAUGUAUUGCACAAUCCCUUCUUGCUCUUCGCCAUGUAUUUCGAGGCGUGGUAUUUGCUUGUAGACGAGAGCGCCUGGACGAUCCUUGACAACGGAAUAUUCCGGCAGUCCUCAUCAGAUGAUAUAGAGAGACACCACAUGCUGAACAUCGACUACCCUCGUAUACAUACUCUCGCAAAAGACGCCAUACACUUAGUGGAAGGUGUCGACGCGACAUUAAGAUCCCUACAAUGUGUGCUAAACGCGCACUCUGCCACCGCCACACACCAGGAUCCUAUAUGGCGAGGCACGAAUGACGCAUUCAACCAUCGUAUCGAAAUGUUCCAGUCAACAAAACUGAGGCUGACAAGUGUCGACCAGAGGCUAAAGAAUGUGAUCAAUCUCGCAUUCAACGUCACGAGCAUGCGCGAUAGCACAGUCAUGCGUGAAGAUAGCUAUAUCAUGAGGACAAUCUCCGUCAUAGCUGUGAUUUUUUUACCUAUUUCUAUCAUCAGCUCCAUCUUUGGGUCUCAAUUCUUCGGAACAAAUACCAUAGAUUUGUCGGAUGGGUCUGUCGAGAAUGUAACCUUCAUCACACCGCAGUUCUGGAUUCUGUGGGCGAUCGCUCUCCCAUUCACUCUGUUCGUCUUGGGCGGAUGGUUUCUCUGGCUACGACAUUUCCAGCCCAGGACUCAGCGGAGGUGGACUUUGGAAAUGAUAGCCAUCGCAACAUGGAGCAGAGUAGCGCGCUUGGUGACCAGCUUGAUCUGGAAGAGGAGGCGCACUGUCUCAUCCACUGGAUAG